UAAGAAACAAACAAUACAUAUUUAAACAUUUCAUUACACGUAUGAAAUGAAUAAAUAACUGCAGGUAUUAACGAUUUAGUUAACCAAUAAUGUAUAGAAGUUUAUUGUUUAAAUGGUUACCAUUAAAACACAUCAAAAAUGAAUGCAUAUCACAGCUGCCUGAAACUGCAUUUUCAUGUGACUUUAGAAACUGGAAAAGAUGUAUAUCAAUAUCUGGCAUUAGUUUAAAAAAAAGAAAAUCUGUAGAAGAAAGGGCUGUCGAGAAUCAAGGAAGAAGAGUGAUAAGAUAUUCACCCAAAGCAGGCUCUGAAGUGGUGGGGAUAUGGCGCAAUAUGACUGUACAGGAGAUAGCCAAUGUUCUCAACAAAGAUUUGGAUCAUGUGUUCAAAGCAUUAGAGUUUGCAGACAAGAAUUCAGAUGUAUCAUACAAAAAGAACACAGUCAUACACAACCCACAGAUAAUAAGAGACGUUGUCAAGAUAUCAGGAUGCAGAUUCAAAUUGGUUGCCAGACCAGAUGAGGAAGUGCAAGAGGAGGAGAACAAGGACGCAAUGCCAUCACCACCCGCACCUCCCGAGGCGCUGAGGCCACGACCGCCCGUGGUGUGUGUGAUGGGCCACGUAGACCAUGGCAAGACUACACUCCUUGACGCUCUGAGAGACACCUCCGUCGUGGACACUGAGUUUGGAGGCAUUACUCAGCACAUUGGCGCUUUUGAAGUGAAGCUGUCGUCCGGGGAGAAGGUAACGUUCCUAGAUACGCCCGGGCACGCGGCUUUCACCGCCAUGCGCUCGCGCGGCGCGCAAGCCACCGACAUCGUGGUGCUGGUGGUGGCAGCGGACGACGGUGUGAUGGAGCAGACGGUGGAGUCCAUUCGCAUGGCCAGGGAGGCGGACGUUCCUAUACUAGUGGCGAUCAACAAAAUCGACAAGCCAGGUGUUAACAUAGAGAAAACAAUGCGCUCCUUAGCCAAGCACGGGAUACUAUGCGAAGCUUUGGGCGGUGACGUGCAGGCGAUAACGGUGUCUGCGCUGAAGAAGUUACACCUGGACACCCUCGUGGAAGCCCUCAUCCUGCAGGCUCAGCUGAUGGACCUGAAAGCUGACCCGGGUGGCUACGUCGAGGGUGUUGUGAUAGAAGCACUGGUUGAUCCUCGGACUGGGAAGCAAGCCACUGUGUUGGUACAGCGCGGCACUUUGCGGAAGGGGUGCAUCAUUGUUGCGGGGACCGGAUGGGCCAAGGUCAGAGUGCUGAACACCGCAGAGGGGGUGUCGAUACAGGAAGCUCCCCCCUCCACUCCCGUGUCAGUACUGGGCUGGCGUGAAAUGCCUUCAGCUGGAGACCAGGUCCUGGAAGUGGACACCGAGAAGCGCGCCAACGAGGUGAUGCGUUGGCGCAACGUCCAAGCCAUGAAGGAGAAACAAGCGCUGGACUCCGCGGCCAUAUCCAGCAAGGAGCUGGAGCACCGCGCCCAGUACAGCCAGCAGCUGGCCCACAAGCGAGCGCUGGGCCGCUACCGGCUGCGGCCCGCUGGCCCGCGACAGAAGAUGAUCCAACAAGACACGCACCCCUCGCUCAGCGUGCUGGUCAAAGGUGACGUAGAUGGUUCCGUGGAAGCGAUCCUGGAUAUCCUGGAAACGUAUGAUGAAAACGACCAGGUCAGGUUGGAACUGGUCAGUUUUGGUGUCGGACCGAUCGCUCCCAGUGAUAUAGAGAUAGCGCAAGCAUUCAACGCAAUAGUAUAUGCCUUCAACGUGGACUGCCCGCCCGCGUUGGCCGUAGAGGCGAAGAACGCCAACGUUGCGAUCAAGCGGCACAAUGUCAUAUACAAAUUGGUGGACGACAUCAAACAGGAGAUUAGCGCUAAAAUACCCACCCGACAGGAGGAAGAAAUAGUCGGCGAAGCGAACGUCCUCCAGCAAUUCCAAGUGUCUGAGGGUAAGAAGAAGCUUCCAGUGGCGGGCUGUCGCUGCGUGAAGGGAUCUCUAGCGAGAAAUGCACUCUAUAGGAUCAUACGCAGACAGGAAGUCAUUUACGAAGGUAAGCUGGCCUCGAUGAAACACCUCAAGGAUGAAGUGACAACGAUAAAACGCGACAUGGAGUGCGGUCUCAGAUUCGACAACGCAGAUAUUAACGUCGAGCCCGGAGACACUGUCGUGUGCUACAAGAUGGUGGACGUCUCCGACACAACCGCUUGGGAUCCGGGAUUUUAGUUAGGUUGUGUAGUAAGCUUUAAAUUAAAUACAAAUAUGACCACUA
Messenger RNA from Pararge aegeria (speckled wood butterfly), 2259 nucleotides. It is a transcript of the gene mIF2, whose product is annotated as translation initiation factor IF-2, mitochondrial. Lineage: Eukaryota; Metazoa; Arthropoda; Insecta; Lepidoptera; Nymphalidae. Gene Ontology annotation, molecular function: GTPase activity; translation initiation factor activity; GTP binding. Gene Ontology annotation, biological process: translational initiation. The transcript is spliced from 15 exons. The coding region runs from base 90 to 2213 and encodes 707 amino acids. The record is from RefSeq and is a predicted model, not a curated record.